CUUUGCUGGACAUGCUCCAUAUCCCAAAGCGGCAGCGUGCGAGAGCUGGAUAUUGAUUUCUGAGAAAUAAGAGAUUCUGGGUUAAAUAUUCUUUUCUUCGCUCAAAAAAUGAUCUGUGAAGUGGAUCUGAUUCCAACUGGUGCCUUGAGAUAACUUCUUUCUGACUGAGAGGUGUGGCUGUCCUUGUAAACUGAAAAAAAAUAUGUCUAUCCGAGGCCUGAAGAAGAAACAACCAAAGACUUUUAAAGUCAAGAUUAUAACGGUGGACGCUGAGAUGGAGUUCAGCUGUGAGAUGAAGUGGAAGGGGAAGGAUUUGUUUGACCUGGUGUGCCGAGCGCUUGGCUUAAGGGAGACUUGGUUCUUCGGCUUGCAGUACACAAUGAAGGGAAUGUGCACCUGGUUAAAGAUGGACAAAAAGGUUUUAGAUCAAGAAAUCCCUAAAGAAGACCCCAUUAGCUUUCAUUUUUUGGCUAAAUUCUACCCAGAGAAGGUAGAAGAGGAGCUGUUACAGGAAAUUACCCAGCAUUUGUUCUUUCUUCAGGUUAAGAAACAGAUACUGGAUGAGGAAAUCUAUUGUUCUCCAGAGGCAACAGUUUUACUGGCUUCUUAUGCUGUUCAAGCCAAGUAUGGUGACUACGACCCAAACUUUCACGAGCCAGGCUUUCUUGCCCAUGAUGAACUUCUACCCAAAAGGGUCCUCAGGCAGUAUCAGCUGACAGCAGAGAUGUGGGAAGAAAAGAUUACUGCUUGGUAUGCUGAGCAUAGGGGUAUUGCCAGGGAUGAAGCUGAGAUGAACUACCUGAAAAUUGCCCAAGACUUGGAAAUGUAUGGUGUCAAUUAUUUUCCCAUUGCUCAAAAUAAAAACCAUACCGAUCUCCUGCUCGGAGUUGAUGCCAAAGGUAUUCAUAUCUACAGCAUUAAUAACAGGUUCUCUCCAAAUAAAUCGUUUGAGUGGAGUGCUAUCAGAAACAUUUCCUAUAGUGAGAAGGAGUUAACCAUUAAACCUCUUGACAAAAAAGCAGAAGUCUUCAAGUUCUUUUCCUCUCAGCUCAAGGUAAACAAAUUGAUUCUGCAGUUGUGCAUUGGAAACCACGACCUAUUUAUGAGGAGAAGAAAAGUGGAUUCAAUAGAAAUUCAGCAAAUGAAAGCACAAGCCAGGGAAGAAAAGGCCAGAAAAAAGAUGGAGAAUCAAAGGCUGGCCAGAGAGAAGCAGCUCCGAGAAGAAGCUGAGCGAGCCAAAGAAGAGCUGGAAAGGCGACUUUUCCAGCUGGAAGACGAAGCCAGGCAAGCCAAUGAGGCCCUGCUUCGAUCCCAGGAAGCUGCAGAGCUGCUGGCUGAGAAAGCUCAGAUUGCAGAAGAAGAGGCGAAACUGCUGGCCCAGAAUGCUGCAGAAGCAGAGCAAGAGCGACAGAGGUUGGAGAUAACAGCUCUGAAAACCAAGGAGGAGAAACGGCUGAUGGAGCAAAAGAUGCGAGAGGCAGAAUUGAUAGCAGUGAAGCUGGUGAAGGAGUCUGACCGGAGAGCCAAGGAAGCGGAGCAUCUGAAACAAGAUCUACAUGAAGCCAGAGAAGCAGAGAGGAAAGCAAAGCAAAAACUCUUUGACAUAACCAGGCUCAAUUAUCCUCACAUGGUCAAGUACCCACACUACUUUGCAACUGACACCAGAGAUGCCAACUUUGACAAAGGGUCCAUCAAGCUGGAUUUGAAGGACAUUGACCUCAAGAGACUGUCCUUCGAGAUAGAGCGAGAGAGGCUAGAUUACUUAGAAAAGAGCAAAAAAUUUGAAGAUCGACUGAAAGAACUGAAGUCUGAAAUUCAUGCUUUGAAACUAGAAGAAAAACAGUCUGGGCUUUACUCUCACUGGAAUGAAGUAUUGGGAUCCUUGGAUCGCUCCUUAGGAAAUAUCCCAUCGUGGAUGAAAACCUUUGAAACUGGCGAUGCAUCAGAUGUAAAUCUUCAUAGGCCUUUCCCUGCUUACUCGUUAAAUCCUACAAGCAGCUGGCCUUGUACCAACAAAAUCCAACACACAGUGCCAGUGCAGAAGUCAUCUCUUCAAACCAAUUCCUUGAUUGCCAACAGUGUGGGCACAGGAACCAGAAAACAGAUUGUAAAGGUUCAGCAGCAUGACUCAGAUGUGAUCUACAUUUGAAGAGCCUCGUUUCCUUACCAGACUGGUGGAACCUGAUGGCAUCUGUUUGGCUGCCACAAAAUGCACCCACAUGAGAACGCUGGU
This is a messenger RNA of Centrocercus urophasianus (Greater sage-grouse), 2233 nucleotides long. Its product is annotated as merlin-like. Gene Ontology annotation, biological process: regulation of organelle assembly; regulation of gliogenesis; positive regulation of protein localization to early endosome. NCBI's taxonomy places the organism in Eukaryota, Metazoa, Chordata, Aves, Galliformes, Phasianidae. Gene Ontology annotation, molecular function: cell adhesion molecule binding; actin binding. Gene Ontology annotation, cellular component: plasma membrane; cytoskeleton; filopodium. The transcript is spliced from 19 exons. Bases 203 to 2149 code for a protein of 648 amino acids. The record is from RefSeq and is a predicted model, not a curated record.